This is a messenger RNA of Strongyloides ratti, 2295 nucleotides long. Its product is annotated as Condensin-2 complex subunit H2. The transcript has a single exon. The coding region runs from base 1 to 2295 and encodes 764 amino acids. Gene Ontology annotation, biological process: meiotic chromosome condensation; mitotic sister chromatid separation. Gene Ontology annotation, cellular component: condensin complex; nucleus. The record is from RefSeq and is a predicted model, not a curated record. Gene Ontology annotation, molecular function: chromatin binding. Lineage: Eukaryota; Metazoa; Nematoda; Chromadorea; Rhabditida; Strongyloididae.
AUGGAUUCAAAUGCUGAACAGUUGUUUCGUAAACUUCUUGAGCCUAUUACUGCUAUUGGUGAUUUGUUUCAGGUGAAUUUAUCUACUAUAUUAGAUCCAUUCUUGGAACAUUUAGAAGAUGUUUUGUGCAAGGUAAAAGAUGGUGAAAAUCAAGAAAAAGAGAUUGACUUUGUUCGUGCUGGUUAUCUUAUCACUAAUGCCACACUGUUGUAUUCUGCAAAAGUUGAUUCUUUAUAUAAAGAAGUACAUGAUUUUAUUGACAAAUUAAGGUCUGGUGAUAUUAAUGAAGAAGAAAAUGACGGAGAAAUUGAUCCAGAAAAAGAUUUAGAAAUGAGAUUAAGUAAUAAUAAGAAUCCAUUUGUUUUGUUACCAAUAUCCGGUCUAAAAAAAGGACCAAAAUCUUCACGAUUUAAUGAAUUUGAUCCACAACCUUGUGAUAUUUUUGCAAAAACUCAAGUUUCUUUUAUGUCUAUGAGUGAAACAGAAAAAAGACGUGUUAAUUUAUUUUCAACACAUAACAAGUCUAUUGUAAUUGGAAGUAAGGAUGAUUUUCUACUUAAUACUUGUAGUUUUUUGGAUAAUGGUACAGCUAUUUUGGAUUAUGAAUUUUUGGAUAUAAUCAAUGUUGUUAUUCCUCCAAGAAAUAUUGUAACUAUUGAUGAAUUACCACCAACCUUGCCAGAAGAAGGGGAAGCUAUGUCAUCUAGACGACAAUGCUAUAAUCCUAAUCAACUUGAAGAUCAGUUAGUUCGUAACCUUGAGAAACAGUUUUGUAGUGAAUAUGAAACAGGUGAAGUUAUGGUUGAUUAUACAAAUCAUGACGAAGGGAUGGAAUUUGAUGAUGGUUGUAUUAAUGAUUUGGGGACAAACCCAUCAACUAGAUUAGUUGAAAAUAUGCGUGAAUCUUCAUGUCAACCCAGUAGAAUGGGUAAUUAUGAUAUUUCAGAAGUGUUACAAAGUUCUCAACAUAAUGUCAACAGAGAAGUAUUGUGUGAAAUUCAAAAUGACACUUCAAUUGUUGCUAGAAAUGAUUGUAAACCUACUAGGUGUACUGCAAAAUUAGAAAAAAUUGUUGAACAGAUCAAGGAUCAAAUAGGAACAGAAAGUCCAGAUGAUAUUGACAAUAUUAAAUGUCGUUCCUUUAGAGAUGCUUUUGUUGAGGAUAAUUUUUUAAAUGAAGAAGAAGGUAGGCGCAGUAUACGUGUAAUGAUUCCUGUAAAUCCACAAAAAAAAUUUCUGAAUUAUGAUAAGAUUUUAAAAGAACGUGAUCGUAAGAUAAAACGUGCUUUAGAAAAACAAGAUAAAUUACGUAAAACUUUGUCAUUUUCCGAAAUUAAGGAGUAUUUUAGAAUUAACAAUAAAGGUAAGUUCAGUGCCACUUCUGGAGAUGUACCAAUUUUUGAUGAAAAUAAGCUUUAUGCUGUUAGUCUUAAUGAAGACAGAGGAAAAAUACGCUUAUUAAGGAGAAAAAUUAUUAAAGAAUGUAAAAGAAAUAUUAAUGCUGCAACGAAUAUUCCCGAAACUGUUGUUGAAUGUAUGAAUGAACCAGAAGUAGAUGAUUAUUUUGUUAAUAAUCCAAUAAAUUCUGAUGAUAGAAACAAUGACAAUGAAAAUGAUGAUUGUAUCCCAACAAUUUAUGACAAUGGUGUAGAAACUUUACCCAUUGUUGACGAACAUUUGUUAACACAAGAUGACUUUGAUUUAAUUCGAGUACCAGAGAUUGACGCAAUAAAUAAUGCUAUGAAUGCAUCGCGUAAGAGAGAUUUACAAGAUUAUGAACAAGAUUUAGAAAGUGGAAGAAGAGAUCAGAUGAAUAGUCAAACUGAAGGAUCAACACAGAACAAAGGAGAACGUCCUAAGAUCUUAGAAGCUUACUUAAAUGAUUCAAUUAUGAUUCAAGCUGAUGAAGAGUUACCAUUAUUAACUUAUACGGAAAUUAUUGAAAAAUAUAAUGAUAAAUAUUGGAAAAAUAUUGACCACGAGGUCGGUAAGUCUUACGAAAAAGUCAUUGAAUGGGACGAUUUCUUAAAACCACACAUCAAAGUUGAGGAAGAAAGAAAACAUUUUGACAUUACUGAGUAUGGUCAUAGUUUAAUAAAUAAAUUCGGUAAUGUUGGAGAAAUAAUAAGUUUUGCUGAUAUGGUUAAAACUUGUAGUCGUUACAUGAUAUCGAGAUUCUUUUUGUCAUCUUUACUUCUUGUAAACAAAGGAAACUUUAAAACAAAUAAUGGAGGUGAUAUAAAUUCAAUUUCAUUUGAGCUUGUCAAGACUGAUUUUGAUGCUUCAGAAGAGUAA